UCCAAACAUAGCGUAAACGAUUAGUCUCUCUGAUAGAUCCAUGGAAAGUCAGAUUUGGGAGGGGAGAGAAGCCUGAGCCAUAUAUAAAAUGGAAGACUUGAGUCUUUAUUAAAGUUGUAUUCAACUUUUGAUUAUCGUCACCUUCGAGUCUUUAUUCCAAUUCAUACAUCGCAGAGUUUUUGUGCUUGCCAUGUGUUACUCAGAGCUUUUCUUGAUCCUAUCUUUCAGUGCGCUCUAUGCAAAUCUUUAACGGUCGUUUCCUUCUGGGGAAGCUCAAAUGGGAGCGAGUAAAGACUCCGUCGUUUCCUCCAGGUUGAAGAGGGAAGACUGUAAACGCACCAAACAUGACUCUGUUUUCUCCGAAUGGAAGGUUCUCAUUGGGCCUUCUGAUUGGGAAGACCACUCCCUGGGGAAGGAAGGAGCAGAGAGAUACAGAAUUCAUAACCUCCCGAAUUGUGCCUCAUGUUCAGGGCUCUAUGAGCUUGGAAUAGUUGUACUACACACCCGUUCAGGGCGUGAGACUAGUAAGUUUGAUCCAGACCAUAUAAUUCCUGUUUAUGUUGGACAAGCUGACAAUGUUAGGACUAGACUACAGUGUUAUGGGCGUGAAGGCGCUCAUUUGGAGAAUGGGAAAUCAACUGGUGAGCUGAAUGAUUCUGUCCUACAAGGGCGUGGAUUGUUUUCGGAGAUUUUCUCAAGAGGCUACUCUGUUGUGUAUAGAUGGGCCCCUAUGAAAAAUAAGAGGGAUGCUGAAAAAACAGAAGCUCAGGUCCUUGAUACUUUUGAUUAUGCAUGGAACAAAGGCGGCAAUGGUGUUCGCCGCCCUAACGAUAUCCUCAAAAAACUUGACAGAAGUACCUCGCGCAAUACCAAGUUUCACGUUAUUGUCAAGAAGCUUCAGACUUUUCGUCAGAAGAAAAUGGGUAUCAAAAUUGAAGCCUGCAAGCCACUUCCGUGGGAAAAUGUUUCCAACACAUAUUCCUAUCAGGAGAACAAUGAUCUCUUUUCUCGGAUUUUCAAAAUCGGCAGAUCACAGCCUAGACUGGUUCAAUUGAGACAUGGUUUCAACGAAGACUAUGCUAGCAUUUGUGGGGUGGCCUUGGGUCACGGAUCUGUUUGCAGAAGGCUACCAGUUGAAGGAAGGAAAAGGUGUGCUGAGCACAAAGGGUUGAAAAUCAAUGGAAAUCACCUCAAAGUUGAGUAUCGAGCUUCGAGUUUCAGCCAUGACACAAUGAAGCCUCAACUGGUUGUAGAUGAUUGUCCUGUUGGCAAGGACUCCUUUCCUAUUUGUGGAGUCGCCUUGGAUGAUGGCAUUCUGUGUAGAAGACAACCAGUGCGAGGGAGAAAAAGAUGCGAAGAGCAUAAAGGAAGAAAGAUUACAAAAUCGUUUUCUGAGUCUAGAACAAAAAAUAAACAAGGUCAUUUAUGUGAUCCGAUUUUGGAAUCCAGUACCUAUGGUUAUGAUUCCGAGAAAAUUCUAUCUAAAACCAGAAAGAUGGGCACUACUUGUGGGGUUGGUUUAAAAGAUGGGACCUUUUGCAUAAGGCAACCUGCGUUGGGAAAAAAGAGGUGUGAAGAACACAAACGGAUGAAGAUUAUUGGGUCCAAGUCUAAAUUAUUAGUUGCAGAUGUUCCCAAUGUGUUUGAUUGUUCGGGUAUCAAUUCUUGUAGUGGUCAGAAAGUAUGAUGAUAACACCUUUAUGUAUGACACCGAGGAAUUUCAUCAGACAUAUGUGGUGCUGCAUUAUGGAAUGGAUUCAUCUGUUAAGUAAUUCCGGGGUGUGAGCAGCACAAUGGGAUGACAGGGGAAUGAGCUUACCCGCCUAUAAAUGAAGAUUGCGGCUUUUAUUUUUAUUUAUUUUUCAAUAGAAGAUUGAGUGGUUGUGUCUCAGUUAUUUUUAGAUUGUUGUUGCAUGUGAGGGUUUCUUCAUAUGCACAUUGAAUAAUAAGUUAAAAGGCAUUGUUUUACAUUUAUAGA
This is a messenger RNA of Camellia sinensis, 1978 nucleotides long. Its product is annotated as protein EFFECTOR OF TRANSCRIPTION 2. The record is from RefSeq and is a predicted model, not a curated record. Gene Ontology annotation, molecular function: DNA binding. NCBI's taxonomy places the organism in Eukaryota, Viridiplantae, Streptophyta, Magnoliopsida, Ericales, Theaceae. Gene Ontology annotation, biological process: regulation of DNA-templated transcription.